This is a messenger RNA of Salvia hispanica, 1224 nucleotides long. Its product is annotated as aluminum-activated malate transporter 2-like. The record is from RefSeq and is a predicted model, not a curated record. Lineage: Eukaryota; Viridiplantae; Streptophyta; Magnoliopsida; Lamiales; Lamiaceae. Gene Ontology annotation, biological process: malate transport.
AUGGAGGGUGAUCAAGCAAAAGGGUUCUGGAGAAUCGGAGAAGAAGCCUACAAACUGGGCAAGGAAGAUCCGAGGAGAGUAGCACACGCAUUCAAAGUCGGGUUAGCCCUAGGCGCUCUCGGUCUCCUCCACUACCACGGCGUCUUCUUCCAGGCAUCCGGCGUCGAUGGAUUGUUGAGCAUCACGACCGUCCUGUCCCUAUUCGAGUACACCGUGGGAGCCACGCUAGCGAAAGGGCUGAACCGGUUGUUCGCGACAUGUUUGGGAGUUGCACUGGGAUUUGGGAUGCACCAUUCGGCCGCUUUGACGGAGAAAUACUCGGUCGUGAUUGCGCUGUCGGUCACCUUCAUAGUUACAAUCGCGACGUAUUGCCGGUUCUUUCCAAAAGUCAAGGAUAUGUUCGAUGAGUGCUUUUCAGCAUUCAUGGCCAGUUUCACGGUGAUAAUGGUGUCAUGGAAUCCAGAUGACACCACACUCAAAGGGGAGUGCCUGCGCGUCAUCGCUAUUUGGGUCGCCGGCAUCGUGGCCAUUCUGAUCUGCAUCUUCGUCUUCCCCACUUGGGCAGGCGAAGAUCUCCAUGUAGGCACCGCCGACAACAUUGACCGACUUGCCCGUUAUCUAGAAGCUUUCGGCGAUGUGUAUUUCCAAGAAUCACACGACGAUGAUAUAGAGGCACUCAAAGAUUACAAGAGUGUACUCGAAUAUAAAGGCAAGGAGAACUCAUUGGUCAAUUACGCGCAGUGGGAGCCGAGGCACAAGAAGUUCCGGUGCUGUCACCCAUGGGACCAGUACCUCGUGAUCGGGUCGGCUACCCGGGAAUGCGCCUACAAGAUUAAAGAUCUCAACAGCUACCUCGUCGCGGAUGUGCAGACGCCAAUGGAGCUCCGGAUGAAGAUUCGAGACUUAUGCACGAGUAUCAGCUCCGAGUGUGGCUUAGCCCUAAAGGAGGUCGCGGGCGAGCUUCGGACGAUGAAGUCGUCUGUGUACAGCGAGAUACACAUCGCGGACGCGAAGGCCGCAGCCGAGACGCUCAAGGACGUGAUGGACACUGAGUUUUGGCCCCACGGGGAGUUCCGGGACGCAUCCCCAGCUGUGAUGGUGGCAACACAUCUGAUCGAGAUCGUGGCGUGCACGACGAAGAUCCUAGACUCUGUGGAGGUGCUGUCAACACAGGCCAAGUUCGAGAAACCCGACCCGGCAUUGACUGCAGUGGUUGAUUUGUAG